AAACAUCAGAAACAACCAUCAACUUUAGAAAAAAGAGAACAAUGUCAAAUCAAUAUAGUUCAGUCACCGUUUUUGAUGCAGAAGAAGCUCAAAACAAAACAGUUCAAUCUGACGAUUUAUCAUUCCAAGAUUUCUCAACAAGUGUUACACCAGAUACACAUCAUCCAAAUCCUUCUACAAACCCAUCACAACCCAAAGGAAAUAUAGGAUCAACAGUUUAUGAUCCAGAUCGACUCGAAUCACAACCUAGAUUAUCUAAUUCUAAUUCUUGGUUAAGUCUUGAUGCUUAUACAAUCUACUUUGAUGUAGAAACUAAAACGGUUUUGGAAAGGUGUUGGAAAACUAUGUAUCCUAAAGAAGAUUAUGUUGAAGUGAUCUUGGCUGGUCAACCUGAUCUUUAUGGUCCAUUUUGGCUUCCAACUACACUUAUUUUUAUUCUCUUCUUUGCAUCAUCACUUUCAGGAGCCUUAACCGCUUAUCUAAACUCGAAAACCUAUGACUAUGAUUUCACGAAACUCACCUUAGCCGUUGGACUAGUCUAUGUCUAUGCCUUAGGAUUACCAACAUGUAUAUGGGCAGCCAUGAGGUAUUGGGCAACCAUUGAGAGCCGAACGAUACCUGAAAUCAUCAAUUUAUAUGGUUACGGAUUAACGAUCUUCAUACCGGUUUCGUUACUUUCGAUUCCACCGAUCCCUCUCUUAAGAGGUUUCAUGUCUCUCAUAGCUUUCGGAGUCUCUUGUUUCUUUUUAUUAAGAAACCUUUAUCCGAUCAUUAAAUCUUCGGAAAACAAAUCGGCUCAGAUCUUGUUGGCUUUAGUAGUCGUUUUACAUGGGAUCUUUUGUUUGAUACUUUGGUUUGGAUACUUAGGUAUCGGUGGUGAGCUUUUGAUGGAUCUUCCGAAAUCGAAUGGUGAAGUGAUUGGAACUGUACCUAGUCCUCCUUAAAGAAAAGUCAAAGGUUGGGAAUUGGAUUGAAUUGAUUUGGGUUUUUGAAGAUGUUUUGGUUUGUGAUUGUUUUGGAUGAUUCUUGGUUUUGGAAAUAGGUUUAAUUUGAAGUAUUUUUUUUAGUUUUGAGUGUAAGAUAUCAUUGAGAAUCAAAUUUGUGUUUGUGUAAUAUUUGAAAGUUCAAAAACAGUUGAUUCAUAGAAUUCAAUUUUUGAGUCCUUUCUUACAGCCC
This is a messenger RNA of Melampsora larici-populina 98AG31, 1176 nucleotides long. RefSeq lists its product as uncharacterized. The record is from RefSeq and is a predicted model, not a curated record. Gene Ontology annotation, molecular function: small GTPase binding. Bases 42 to 944 code for a protein of 300 amino acids. Lineage: Eukaryota; Fungi; Basidiomycota; Pucciniomycetes; Pucciniales; Melampsoraceae. The transcript is spliced from 6 exons. Gene Ontology annotation, cellular component: membrane; Golgi apparatus. Gene Ontology annotation, biological process: vesicle-mediated transport.